Messenger RNA from Ctenopharyngodon idella (grass carp), 1764 nucleotides. It is a transcript of the gene pglyrp2, whose product is annotated as peptidoglycan recognition protein 2. Gene Ontology annotation, molecular function: peptidoglycan immune receptor activity; zinc ion binding; peptidoglycan binding. NCBI's taxonomy places the organism in Eukaryota, Metazoa, Chordata, Actinopteri, Cypriniformes, Xenocyprididae. Gene Ontology annotation, biological process: detection of bacterium; defense response to Gram-positive bacterium; peptidoglycan catabolic process. The record is from RefSeq and is a predicted model, not a curated record. Bases 124 to 1575 code for a protein of 483 amino acids. The transcript is spliced from 5 exons.
AUACACCACAUAAAUGACGUGAAAAUGCAGAAUUUGGAGUGUCCUGCCUUCUGUGUUUCAAGUACUCAUACACUGCAUUCAAAUCAAGCACUUACUACCAAGUAGUAAUAUUUAGAACUGAUAAUGAUACCUGGAGCACUAUGGAUUAUUACCAUGGCUGUCAUUCAGAGCUCAGUUACAGCAGAUCAUCUGAGGAACAUGGAGAAAUUUAUUACUGCUGUUACACAUUUAGAAGAUUUAAACCCAAGACUAAGUCCACUGGCUUUAGUGACGAGUCUAUGCAAGAUUGCAGACCAAAGUGACAAUAUCACACAUGACUUUCUGGGAUCAUCUGACAAUAGAGAUGAAAUUCACUACAAAAACAACAUUACAGAGCAGCUCAAUAUAAACCACUAUCUCUCUAAUUUCUUGAACCAAGCCAUUCAUCAUUUCAUAACAGAUGGUCAUGAAGAGAGGGGAGUUGUUCUGACUCCUGAUGGCACGACGAUUGCCCUUGCUCCCCUCCUUUUAGGUCUUGAAUCCGGGCUAAGAGCUAAUGAAGACAGUAACCAGCCUGAUGGUUUCUACCUUCUCCCACUGGCCAAGAACUUAGGCCUGUCAUUUCUGCAGUUUUGGAACGCAACUCCACCUGAGCGACUUGGGCCAGAUGGUUGUUGGGACAAUGUAUCUGCUCCCAUGAUUUUUACUCUUUCAGGCGUGCCAUCCUUGGCCACUGAUGCUCAGGUCCAGGGUGGAAUGGACGGAGCCAUACUUGGGAAGCACCUUUCUGUUGUUAACUGCUCUGAUAUAAAAUUAAGCACACUGCUGAGGAGCUACUACUCAGGGACUAUGGAAGAGUUGGAUCAUGUCUCGGACACUCAUCUGAGAGGUCGCUAUCGCAGACAUAAUUUUAAAAAGAUCACAAAUUCAUUUCUGCUUCAAGAGAAGGUAGCAGAUGCACUGCAUAGUCAUCCACAACAAGGGGACAUCGGGGUGGAAAGUCUUAUAAAAAAGGGAAUUGAAGAGUUUGUGCUACGUUACAUGGAGUGUCCUGCCAUCAUUCCUAGAUGUAUAUGGGGAGCAGCGCCGCCCCGGGCUCCUCUCACCCCUCUGUCUCCACCCCUGCCAUAUCUGUAUAUUCACCACACAGAGAUUCCCAGCAAACCCUGUCUAAACCUUCAGAUGUGUUCUAAAAAAAUGAGGGCAAUGCAACAUUUCCACCAGAAGGGACGGGGUUGGUACGACUUAGGCUACAGCUUUGCGGUUGGGUCUGAUGGCUACAUCUAUGAAGGUCGAGGUUGGAUGUGGGUAGGAGCUCAUACUAGAGGACGUAAUCCUGUUGGGUAUGGUGUUGCUUUCAUUGGAAACUACAGCACUCAUUUACCCUCCCAUUAUGACAUGGAGCUUGUGCGCCAUCAUCUGGUCAAAUGUGGAGUGAGCAACGGAUUUCUGCAGGAGAAUUUUACCAUUCUGGGACAUAGACAAGUAGUAGCCACGUCCUGCCCAGGGGAUUCCCUGUAUUCUGAGAUAACCACCUGGGAACACUACAAAGAUACGAAUCCUUUGCGGACAUCUGCUGUCACUGACAUGACAUGACAAGUGAAGCCCACUAAUUAGUAUGAAAAAUACAUAUAAUUUAAAAUAUAAUUUAUAAGUUACUGAAAUGUUAAUGAAACAUGACAUUAGCAUUAGUUUGUACAUUGGUUGGGAGUCUGUUACCUAAAACCUUGAAAUGCUACUGUAAGUGUGAAUUACGUGUGUGAAAAUAAAGAGUGUGCUCUCUAA